CGCAUUGCAGGUGCACCAGGAGCGCCCCGGGGCCUAGCGCGGCUUUGUCUGGGAUGCUGUGGGGAGGAGGCCGUCUGAAUCCACAUCGCCUUUUUAAAUGCUUGUUACCACCCGGGGAACCUUAGAGACCCUCCCUGACAAGUUGUAUCGCCUCCCGUCCUGGUAGCCUUUCCCCAACAGAAUCCUGGAUUUGAGGCUGUCCUUUGAAAGCACCUCUGCUAGAGUACCCACUUCCAAACCCCUUUCAGCUCUUCAGGAUUCAGCCUCCAGGUUGCCCUUGGAGUGGAGUCUGUGGCUUUCCCACCUGAGCAGCGCCCGGGAAGUGUUUUCGUGUGAUGAAAGUUAUUUUUCAGUGCUGUACAAGCGUCUUGAAUUACUCUGGUAGCUUUUCCAGAAAGACCCAUGACUUCACCACAUUUCUCGAGUUACGAUGAAGGUCCCCUGGAUGUCAGCAUGGCAGCCACAAACCUGGAGAACCAGCUGCACAGCGCACAGAAGAACCUCCUGUUCCUUCAGCGGGAGCAUGCCAGCACACUCAAGGGGCUGCACUCCGAGAUCAGGCGGCUGCAGCAGCACUGCACAGAUUUAACAUAUGAGCUGACAGUCAAAAGUUCGGAACAGACAGGAGACGGGACUUCUAGAAGCAGUGAAUUAAAGAAAAGAUGUGAAGAGCUGGAAGCCCAACUGAAAGUGAAAGAGAACGAAAAUGCUGAGUUGUUGAAAGAACUGGAGCAGAAAAACGCGAUGAUCACAGUGCUGGAGAACACCAUCAAGGAGCGGGAGAAGAAGUACCUGGAGGAGCUGAAGGCCAAGAGUCACAAGCUGACCCUGCUGUCUAGCGAGCUGGAGCAGCGGGCCAGCACCAUCGCCUACCUGACCUCCCAGCUGCACGCCGCCAAGAAGAAGCUCAUGAGCUCCAGCGGGACCUCAGAUGCCAGCCCGUCAGGGAGCCCCGUGCUGGCCAGCUACAAGCCAGCGCCCCCCAAAGACAAGCUACCUGAAACGCCUCGCCGCCGCAUGAAAAAGAGCCUCUCGGCCCCCUUGCACCCGGAAUUCGAAGAGGUCUACAGAUUCGGGGCAGAGAGCAGGAAACUCCUUUUGCGGGAACCAGUGGAUGCUAUGCCAGACCCCACUCCAUUUCUGCUGGCUAGGGAGUCCGCCGAGGUCCACCUCAUCAAAGAGAGGCCCCUCGUCAUCCCCCCCAUUGCGUCCGACCGAAGCAGCGAGCAGCACAGCCCGGCCCGCGAAAAGCCGCACAAGGCCCACGUCGGGGUGGCGCAUCGGAUCCACCAUGGCACCCCGCCGCAGGCCCAGCCCGAGGUGAAGACCCUGGCGGUCGACCAGGUGAACGGAGGCAAGGUGGUGAGGAAGCACUCAGGGACGGACAGAACUGUGUGAAGCCCGCUGGGCCCCACCCCGCGCUGUCCAUGCACUGUGAGCACCACUAGGAAAUCUCAGCCACACCUUUUCUGUUUAAUUAAUUCCCAUGCAUGCCAAACACUUUUCACACCUACCGACCAAUUCUCCUUCUGCUUCUCUUGCCCUCUUCUUCACACCAAAAUAUGAUCGUGUCCCUGCUGCAGAAUAUGUAUUAUUUCCUAAUUGCUGUGGCCAAACGCCUGUGUGCCGAAUCGCUUGCUUCUGAUCCCACUCCGUGUAACCUAAGUGCGCCGCAGACAAAGCCCAGGCCACGGCUGCGUCACUACUGAUGUUCACAAUGCCACACAGUCACACACCUAAUUAAUUCUCAAGUCGGAGCAACACAUACCAACCUUGACCUUAUCCUCAGGCUCCAGGGCAGCCUGGCCGAGCAGCCCCUGCUCCCUCUUGGAGACCCUUGUCACCUCCCGAGCUCCUCCUGGAGACCCCUGUCACCCCCCAACCAACCUUUCCCAGGGUGGCACCGAUCACCGAGCAGCCGUGCGUGUAUCUCAAGGAACUAAAUAAGAUGACGCUACUCCUCAUAGCACCACAACCUGAAUGUGUGUUCAUAUUUUUUUGUUAAGUAAGUUUUAUCCAAAAUGUUUACGAUCCCAACAAACUUUAUUUUCUAAACCUGC
Molecule: messenger RNA, 2060 nt
Organism: Symphalangus syndactylus (siamang)
Lineage: Eukaryota; Metazoa; Chordata; Mammalia; Primates; Hylobatidae
Gene: CCDC92
Product: coiled-coil domain containing 92
Cellular component (GO): centriole
Source: RefSeq, a predicted model, not a curated record